Molecule: messenger RNA, 2097 nt
Organism: Telopea speciosissima
Lineage: Eukaryota; Viridiplantae; Streptophyta; Magnoliopsida; Proteales; Proteaceae
Product: probable boron transporter 7
Exons: 13
Coding region: 63-2054 (663 amino acids)
Biological process (GO): transmembrane transport; monoatomic ion homeostasis; monoatomic anion transport
Cellular component (GO): plasma membrane
Molecular function (GO): solute:inorganic anion antiporter activity
Source: RefSeq, a predicted model, not a curated record
UUUUCCGUAUGUUUUCUCUUUAAGGUGCCCCGUUCAAACUCUCUAGUUGCUUGCUUUGGAAAAUGGAUAGUGUCAAACAGCCCUUCAGAGGGAUAAUUAAUGAUGUCAAAGCAAGAGUAGAGUGCUACAAGCAAGAUUGGGUUAUCGGGCUUCGUUCAUUCAGGAUAUUGGCUCCAACUGCCUACAUUUUCUUUGCGUCUGCUCUUCCUGUUAUUGCUUUCGGAGAACAACUGAGUAGGGAAACAGAUGGAAGAUUGAGUACAGUAGAAACUCUAGCUUCUACUGCCAUCUGUGGUAUCAUACACUCAAUACUUGGUGGACAGCCCUUGCUGAUAGUAGGAGUCGCAGAGCCCACUGUCAUAAUGUACACUUAUCUCUACAGUUUCACCAAAGAUAGGGCAGAUUUGGGAGCAGACCUGUUCUUGGCAUGGGCCGGAUGGGUGUGUGUUUGGACAUCUUUGAUGCUGAUUCUCCUUGCAAUAUUCAAUGCUUGUGAUCUCAUUACUAGAUUUACGAGGAUCGCAGGGGAGAGUUUUGGCAUGUUGAUUACUGUCCUUUUCAUUCAAGAGGCCAUCAAGGGCAUAGUGGCUGAAUUUGUGAUUCCCAAAGAUGGAAACCCCAGAGAAGAGAAGUAUCAGUUUCAAUGGCUCUAUACAAACGGAUUGUUAGCAGUUAUAUUCUCCUUUGGCUUGCUAUAUACAGCUCUACGGAGCAGGGAGGCGAGGUCAUGGUGGUAUGGACAAGGGUGGGCUAGAAGUUUCAUUGCGGACUACGGAGUUCCUUUGAUGGUCUUGGUGUGGACAGCAUUGUCAUUCAGUGUGCCGAGCAAGGUUCCUUUGGGGGUUCCUAGGAGACUUAAUAGUCCUCUUCCUUGGGACUCAGAAUCCUUGUACCAUUGGACGGUAAUUAAGGAUAUGGGGAGUGUCCCACCCGUCUAUAUCUUUGCUGCUAUUAUACCAGCAUUGAUGGUAGCAGGUCUAUACUUUUUCGACCAUAGUGUUGCUUCACAAAUGGCACAGCAGGAGGAGUUCAAUCUCAAAAAUCCAUCCGCUUACCAUCACGACAUCUUAAUGCUCGGGCUUAUGGUAUUGCUUUGUGGACUGAUUGGAAUCCCUCCUUCAAAUGGGGUCCUCCCACAAUCCCCUAUGCAUUCCAAGAGCCUUGCAAUUCUGAAGAGGCAGCAAAUUAGGAAGAAGAUGCUAAAGGGGGCCAAAGAAUGCAUAAAUCAACAAGCUACCAACUCAGAAAUAUAUGUUAAAAUGCAGGAGCUCUUUAUCGAAAUGGACACAGCCCCAUCAGCUGCCUCAAUAACAAAAGAGCUGAAGGGAUUGAAAGAUGCAGUUAUGGCUGUUGAAGAUGGCAAAGAUAAAAAAUUUGAUCCUGAGAAGCAUAUUGAAGCCCACUUGCCAGUUCGAGUUAAUGAGCAGAGGAUGAGCAACCUGUUACAGUCUGUUCUUGUGGGUGCAUCUGUUUGUGCCAUGCCCAUAAUCAAGUUGAUACCUACGUCAGUUCUUUGGGGAUACUUUGCCUAUAUGGCCAUUGACAGCCUCCCCGGUAACCAGUUCUGGGAGAGGAUGUUGCUGCUCUUUGUUACUCCUGGCAGGCGGUUUAAGAUCCUGGAAGGUGAUCAUGCCUCCUUUGUGGAAUCUGUACCGUUCAAGUACAUCGCAAUGUUUACUAUCUUUGAGUUAAUAUAUUUUCUGGUGUGCUUUGGAGUGACAUGGAUACCCAUCGGUGGCAUACUGUUCCCAUUGCCAUUCUUCCUCCUGAUGGCCAUAAGACAACACAUCCUCCCUAAAUUCUUUGAACUGCGUUACCUUCAUGAAUUGGAUGCCUCCACUUACGAGGAGAUUGCUGGUACUCCACAUCUUGGUCGUUCUUUCAGGGAACAGGAAUCUAGUCAAACUGAGGGCGAAGAGUUUGCUGUUGAUCUCUGUGACCGCGAGAUAUUGGAUCAAAUCACCACCCAUAGAGGAGAGUUGAAGCUUAGAACUGUAAGUUACACUGAAGAGAGGCGCUCCCAGGUUUACCCUAUGGUGUCCCAAAACGAGUGAAGAUGAGUAGAUUCACAGAAGGGAAAUGAGAGAGGCCACGAUA